CGACUUUUACGACAGUGUCGAAACAGCGUGUCGCAAGUGUAGGAGGCUCAGCUCGUUACGUCUACAGCCAUUGACCUCCGUUCUGCCAACAUGGUAUUUUGUGAUGGUUUUGAACAUGACAACGCACACUUUACAUCGUAUUUUUAACGCACAGCGCUCGAGGAUUAACGGUGCACGACAGACUGAUGUCAUGAGAGUCGGGAGGAACAGUUGGGAGACUCGGGGACACUCGGGGGGGUUCGGGACUCUCGGUGCCUGAUGUGAUAAUGCUCGAGAUAGCCAUCGAAACUGGAAUAAAUAAAGUUGCUUGCGUUUCGGACAGUGAUUGGAAGGUAAUCUCCCCUGUUUCCACUAAUGACUGCCAGGAUAUCCGUGUCAUCAAGCGUGAGCUGGGCAGAUCUCCACUGAGUAUGAAGGGAGAGGGGUGUUUACGGCUCUUAAAAGCGAGGAAGUGGGAUGUGGCUACCGUGUAUUUAUGCUGCUGUUCAAGAUAUGAGAAUCAUUGAAUCAGCAUUGCUUUGGAUGUCCUCCCUCGCCGCUCUCACCGGGGUCGAAUCGGUGGGCUCCCCGUCGCUCAACACACACACCGUGGGUCUGUGCUUCGGACCCGGAGGGAACCCAUGAAGGCUCCUCGACUGCUGGACGAGAACUUAGACAACUACCUUGUGGUUGAUUCUCUUACCUAAAAGCAAUAUGUGAAUCCACAAAGUUCCACAGUUGCAAUUAUUUUUUAUUUUUUUUAUUUUUUGUUGGGUGAAGGCUAUAUUUUGCAUGAACGCCAUAAAGCCACCUUUAGGCCAGCAUGGAUUCGUCUUUAUCCCUGGGCAGACUGGAACUAAACUCUAGCCCGACACUUGGGGUAAAUCUCAGCCCGCGUCCCUCUUCAGGACCCCCGGUGGAGGAGACGGGUCUCCCUCAGGGCCCGUCGCACCUCAGCGGCUGCGUGCCGCUGUCCCAUCAGGUGGCGGGUCACAAGUAUGGCGUGGACAAAGUAGGUAUUUUACAGCACCCGGAUGGAACCGUCUUGAAACAGCUUCAGCCGCCACCAAGGGGUCCACGAGAGAUGCAGUUUUACACCAAGGUGUAUGCUAAGGAUUGUUAUGAUCCGUGUAUGCUGGAGCUCCAGAAUCACCUGCCAAAAUACUACGGCACCUGCUGCUCCCAAGACAGCCCUAACGACCUUUACCUGAAGCUGGAGGACGUGACGCGGCGCUUCACCAAGCCGUGCAUCAUGGACGUGAAGCUGGGCCAGCAGAGCUAUGACCCCUUCGCCUCGCAGGAGAAGAGAGAGAUGCAGAUCUGGAAGUACCCGCUGAUGGAGGACAUCGGCUUCCUGCUCCUUGGCAUGAGGGUUUACAAGGUGUGCGAUGACAGUUUUGAGACGUACGACCAGCACUAUGGGAGGGGACUGGUGAAGGACACUGUCAAAGAAGGCCUCUCCAAGUUCUUCCACAACGGCGCGGGGCUGCGUCUGGACGCGGUGUCGGCCAGCGUGAGGCGCGUGCGGCGCAUCCUGGCCUGGUUCCAGUCCCAGAGGCAGCUGGUCUUCUACGCCAGCUCCCUGCUCUUCGUGUACGAGGGCCACCCUUCCCCCUCCUCCCCCCCCUCCUCCCCCCCCACAUUGUCCCCCGUGGCCGCGCCCGGGACGGAGGUGGCGGCGGAGGACCGGGACGUCCGGGACACGGGGGUCUCGACGGGCGGGGGGCGGGACGAGGGGAGGUCGGACUCGGGGGUGCUGAAGGAAAUGUCCGAGUACAACAAUAACAACAUCCAGGGCUGGACUACGGGCUUCAGCCUGGCCCACCAGUACGACAACCAAAGGAAAGCCGCGCAGCAUUACCGCCACGCCGCCAAGGCGCAUCGCCGCGGCAACCACGGCGGGGGCGGGGGCGGCGGCGUGCCCAUGGCCGCCGCCCCCCCCGCCGCUCCCCCGGCCGCGACGGACCCGGCGGGCGGGGACAUCCAGCUCCAGCCCAACGGCAACGGGGUGGUCCUGAUGCAAGCGGACGCGGAGCGGCGAGCAGCGAGCGAUGGAGGUGAGACGGAGGGGGGAGGGGGAGGCGGCGGGGGGAGGAGGGACACGGGGCCGACGGGGGGGAAGGGAGGGGAGGUGGAGGUGAGGAUGAUAGACUUUGCCCACGUGUUUCCCAGCGACAGCCAGGACCAUGGCUACAUCUACGGCCUGAAGCACUUGUUGGCCGUGCUGGAGGAGAUCCAUGACGAUGCCUCCUAGGACCUCUCCCUCCCCCCCCCUUAGAUACCCCCUACCUCCCCCCCUCCCCUCUCUCUAACCUUGUAUCAUCUCCUCUCUGGCCCUUUGGCAGCUGCUCCCACACACCAUAUGUCAUAACUACGCUACUUUAAUAUUUAGUGUUGGUUCCUCGAUCUCUCGCCACAACACUCUCAUCCCCCCCCGGCGGACUAGAUGUAGUAUAGAGUAAUAAAAGAACCAGAGUAUUCAACUCGCCAUCCAAUCACCAUGGCAACGCAGCGGUCGCCUACGUUGUCGUCGUCGUCGUCGUCGUCACCAUCAUCUCACGCAUUAACUGCCUGGUCGCGUGCAUCUGUGUGUGCGGAUGUUUUUGUCUCGUGUCUCCCCCCCCCCCCCUUUGUAAACGGAGUGAAACUCCACCAGAGCCAGUCUCUCCCUUUUUUUUGUUUUUGUGAAACAAACAUUGACUUGCACUGUACUGUAUGAAGGUUUGUUGUGUCCAUGACCACGUCCUUUUAAGGCAUUUGUAGUCCCGCCCCCCCUUGGAACAUAACUGGCAGAACGGUCGAAGGGCUUGUUGUCUCUCGCACACGCUCAGAUGUGUUCUGAGGCGCACCCGAGAGAACUCAACUCGGGGGGGAGUCCACUGCCGACUCGGUGGAACGAUAGGCUAGUUAACCGGUCGGUUUUUAUUUCCACCUCCUUUUUGUGGUGUUAAAAUGUUGACGUUAAAAAAACAACAACCUGAAUCACAAUUUCAAAGUUUACAGGCUCGUCUACUUGGCUGAGGGACAUGCCUAACCAUUAACUCCUUCAACACGAUGAGACUAGUUUAUAUUGAGGUAGUCAAAUGGACGUUUUAGUUUAUUUUGAGAGAGCAUGCUUUAAUAAGUCUUACCGGCCCAUGCUGUAAAAGCGUUGAGCUUCACAUGACCAGUGGAGAAGGGACUGCUGGUCAUAGUUUCCAUGCAUCUCUUUCUCAGUUUCUCUUAUUUUAUGUUUUAGUUGUUUCAAACGACUACAGGUAUCUAACUCAGGUAAAAUAAUUACUGUAAUCAAAAUUAAUAUUGUCAAUAUCGCGAUGUUUAACAACAUGAUUCUCAUCUGAUCUGCAUAUACUAUUCCAAACAACAUUUUUAUAAACAAUUUGUGGACUCAUUGCGCUUCGUUGAAACCCCUGAUCUCGGUUUGAUGACCUCAUGAUUUUUAGUGAUGAUUCCACUGUUCUCAUGACAUGUUCUUUUAGCUAUUUAAAUGUUUUUUCUUCAUUGUUGCUGCCAAAUGACCUGUCCUUUCCGAAGACCAUGACAUUUUUUCAUUUUAUUCACCCCAAUCUCAGACCUUGUUUGAUCAAUAUGAUGUGACAUUGUCAUGUGAAAACCGUUUUAAUUCCCUUUUUUUUUAAUUCCCUUUUUCAUGCAAAAAAAAUGAGGCCACUUUCUAUUUCAUUAGUUAUAAGUUACCACUGUUACCUGAUUUGACGUAGUUGGAAGAAAUAAGAAUAUAGUUUGUCAAUUACCCGGUUAAACCCAUCCAUGUGAUAUGACAAUGGGGGGAAAAAGGUUUCAUUAUGGAACCAUGUGUUACGGGACCAUGUGUUACAGAACCAUGUGUUACGGGACCAUGGAACGAUGAUGAGGACUGUAUGAUUGUUCAGACGAAUCUGCUCUGUUGGUGGCCGUUGAGGAACAGAAUGCUACAGCGCUGUUUACGUCAAAUCAAAGCAAAAGUAGAUUAUUCACUGCAGGCAAUGCUAUAUUAGUAAUUUAGUUAUUUUGAGCUUAAGCUCAAUUAUUAUUUUGUUUUGAUGAUCAUUAACAUUUCCAUUGUAGCAGGCUAAAAUUGUAUAUUUUAAUCGGGCAAUAAUAAUUAAUUUACUAUUUCUAUUUUAUUCGUCCCCGCUCAUUUUGGCCCGGAUAAACUGUCUUGAUUUUAACAUGUCACUUGUAGCUUGUAAUAGAUGAGAGGUACAUUAUAUAGAAAUCAAUAUUUGCGAGGUAAAUACAUAUUUAAUUGCUUAAUUAACUCUGUAACCUGAACUAGAGAAUAUAUGAUCUCAUAUCCUUGUCGAUAAAAACUAACUUGAUGCAUAUUGGAAGUGUUCAGAGGAAGCUUUUUGGCAUCUGUUGAAAUGUUUACAAGAGUUUGGUGGGGGAAGAAUGACUUUUAAUUCUAUAUUUUUUUUUUUGUACCACUGCCUUAUUUCUGUUGCUGUUUUUCCUCAAGUUGUCUUUGAUUAUAAAUACUGAAAUGUAAUCAUCCUGGCAGCUGUGCUCAUAUACUCCUCCUGUGUCUCUAGUGGUAAGGCUGUAUCGAUGCACCCCAGCAGCAACACUAUCCAGCAUUUUCAUUCAGGGCAUUGAGUCCCACGAGUCGGAUUAGGAUCCUUCACCAUUGAUUCAUUUGAGCAAAAUGCAAUUUUUUUUUUUUAUGCAAGAAACGUCUGACUGUGUAUCAUGUCCGACUGUGUGAAAGCAUAUGAGGGCUGCGUGUUGUCGGGCAGGUUUUGUUACCAACAUAUGUGAAUCGUGUUUAAUCACACGCUCGCUUGUACAACCCCAACCCCUCCCUCAACCCAUAAUAUAAUACCUACUUAAUACGACAACCUCAUCGAUUCCUGUUCAGUAAACUGAGCGGAUAAAAGGGAAACAUGAAAUAUAAUCGAUCCCUUACAAUAUAAACAUCAAGCCCAGCCGAAUGACUGACCGACAGACGUACAGACCGACUGGCCAUAGAGAGAGAGAGAGAGAGAGAGAGAGAGAGAGGGGACCAGCUAGUCCCCUGAUAUAUUGUACAUGAUGUGUUUAUUUUCUUGUCCCCUAACCAAAGGACCCCGGCAGAGGGCCCACCUUAAUGGCAAGAGUAAUGUAUAUAUGAAUGCACCUUUACUCGGACUGGUAUCUUACUCGCGUGAGUUAAACCCUAAUCAUAAUACCUGAGAAUAAAGAGCCGGGGCGUCAGAGUCUGAGAUGCUACUAGUUUUUUUGCACAUGUAAGGGACGUGGAUGGAGUCACUGGGGGCGUAGAGCGAGGCACCACCAGGCGACGCCGCAGAAGGCAGAAGGCUUCUGAGGCGUUUAGGACCACUGAGGCUGCCGAGGCAAAGACUCUAAAAAUGACUUGUUUACACCUUUUAACAAAACUUUGAACAAAGUUGGCCUUGCUUUUUAACUAAAACAAUUCCAUGACCUAAACAGCUAGUAAAGAUAAUUGUUUUAUAUGUAUUAGCUGUUUAUGUCGUCGGAAAAGAGUAUACCUAUCUCGUUUUUAGGGGAGGCUGGAAAGGAAUGACUUUGCUCAUUUGAUUCACAGCGAUAUUCUGUGAGGCACUAGAGACUAAUUAAAUAGCCCAUGUUAAUUCAGUUAACGUCGCUAUAAACACAUGAAUGAAACGGUCCUUUUCCUCUUCUGUAGUCGGGACAAAGUUGGAAGGUGUGGUAAUGACGGACCUGUCCUCAUAGCUAGUGUAGACGAGACGACUUGAUGGAAUGCGGCCAUCAAGGUUUAGGCUUUUGGACGAACGUCGCAUACAAACAGAUCUCAAUGGAGAUGGCUGCAUUCCAUCCAAUCUGACAUAGGAACAUUGACAACAACUAUUAAUGCAUUGACCCCACAUAACACAUGUUUCUGUAUGUAUCUGAACGAAUGGUUGCAUAGAGAUUGUCUCAUUUGUUUUGUUUGAGUGAAAAUAUAUUGGUUGGUUGGUAAAGGUGAUUGAGAUUGAUCUGGUGUACCAAGUGAGCGUAUGUUUUUAAUUCUCAUUACAUUAUGCUAUCAUUGUAAUACAGAGCUGCAGUGAUGAUUUCAAUAUUAUGGAAUAAAUGUUUUGAAAUAUAGGGGAGGUUUCCUUUGCCAGUUAUAUUGGGGAACAAUAUGUCUUAUAUGUCUGUUAAUAAAUACAAUUCCAGACGAUGGCUCCUUCAGUCACUUCAUAUGAUCCAGCCUAACCCUGCCAUUCAUCCAUUUAUGUUAGAAACAUAUCUUCUUCCUUUCAAUAUCUUUGACUCUAGACUCUGAUAGAACUGGGCUAAAAAGGAUAAGAAACUGCCAGUAUACCAUUGAAGAAACCAAAAUACAUCAUUUUUGAAACUCCAAAUAAUUUCUUAAUGUAAAUGUGUUAAAUUGUUAAACCCUACAAAAAAAGACAAUCACCGUGAUGGUAUUUAACCUUAACCUAAUGCAAAUCCAUGUCUGUUUAGUAAUGCCACACACAGACAUCCUUGGCUCUUCUUGUUGCAACAAUGACGAUUUCAGCAGAUCCUGUGCCUUUUGGUUUCAAACCAGUUCUACCGGUAUCUCAAUUAAUUCAGAAACUCGGAAGUAGGGCCCUGGCAGCUUUAUGCAAUGUUUUGGUAAUCCACACAUUUAGUUUUACAGGCCCCCACAGAACUAGAUCUAAAAAUGUUGAUCUUUUUUUCUUCUUUUCAGUAUGCCUUAAUUAUUGUCCUUUCAUGAAAAAGUAUCUUCGGAAGAUAAUGUAUCCCGGUUGAUUUAUUUGGAUCAGUUUAACAAAUGGCACGCUUUAAUUAAUGCUCUUUCAAGGAGCAGACAGUAUGAAAAGACAUUACAAACAAGAACUGGUUCACAAGGAAAUGAUUGACACGGAUUUACAAACUUCCUGAGGUGUCCCACAAACAGCUGUUUUUAAAUGUGGGAUUUCAUCAUAUAAAAGUUAUUUUAUGUUGUAAUCCAAAGUAUGAAAAAAUUAAAUAGCACAGAUGAGUUUUGCUCAAUGAAGAAAUUAAAAAAGAAAUCUGCAAUACCGACUUGUUUGUCAAAGCGAAUGCAUUUCACAAACAAAAUAGAAAAGGCCAAGCGUCUCAUAAUUACAUUUGACUGGUUGAACGGUUAAAUGAUUAAACACAUUGAGGUUGAUGGGGUAGGAAGAGAGAGAAAAACGUUUUGAAAUGACUAGGAAGUGAAAACAUAAGAAAAAUUUAGAAAUUAGGUGUGUUAAGACCCAAAAUGGAAAUAUUCUCAGUUACUGGGUCACAGUGAUUUUGUUUAAUCAUUGAGGUAGAAUAACAAAUUGUUGUAGCUGCGCUAUGGGUUCAGAGAGGGACAUUGACCUGGGUGCCCUCAUCUCAACUGUUACGUGACAUUUCAUUAGCCUCAUAGAAUAAUUGACUGAAUCCUGUUCUAAGGUUCAUCUUAUCUAAUUGCCAAUGAGGCAAUUAGAUAUCACAAUUUGGCAAAAAUAUGACUCAGGUAAUUAUGCUAUGAGGCUAACCAUUUGUUAAUCUAGGGUGAAAAAAACCUUUAGAUCCCCUAAAAAACAAAUCAAUAUUUUGCUCAAUUUAAGAUAAUAAAAUUGACAACUAUUUCUUUCAAUAACAGCAGCUUGAUUAAACAUCCUGUAAUGUGUUAUGACGUAUAGUACAAGGAGUAUUGCUAAUGCUAACCACGGCAGACGGCAGUGACCAACUGUACUUCAAACAACUGGUUAUUUCCCUAACUGAUGGCAGGGAAAUAGAAAAAAAAAAGAAAAAAAAAAAAAAAGGUACUUUUACAAUACAGCGUCCUUGACGAACAACCCUUGUCUGUAGUAGUUAACGUUGGAUUAUGACAGCGUCUUAUCAUUGGAGACAACUACUAUAAGUACUCAUGUGUCCUACUUGGUAUCGGCCAGUACCAAAAAAA
Gadus chalcogrammus (walleye pollock) is the source of this 7852-nucleotide messenger RNA. RefSeq names its product inositol polyphosphate multikinase-like. Gene Ontology annotation, biological process: inositol phosphate biosynthetic process. Gene Ontology annotation, cellular component: cytoplasm; nucleus. Lineage: Eukaryota; Metazoa; Chordata; Actinopteri; Gadiformes; Gadidae. The transcript has 6 exons. Gene Ontology annotation, molecular function: inositol-1,4,5-trisphosphate 3-kinase activity; inositol tetrakisphosphate kinase activity. The record is from RefSeq and is a predicted model, not a curated record. The coding region runs from base 803 to 2233 and encodes 476 amino acids.